GCUCGGGGACGAGGGGCUGCACCGAGCACGGCUCCCGCGCAGAGAGGCACCAUGAAGCCCCUCGCCCUGCUGACCCUCCUGGCCCUCCUCACCCUUGGCCUCUGCCGCAGAGCCGCCGAGCGCUCCAUCAGCGCAGAUGACUCGCCCAGCUCCGAAGCCUUUGUCUCCAAACGCGCCAGCGCCGAGGUGGUGCGGAGGCACAAGAGGAAUUACGUCUAUGACAGCAGCGUCUACGGUGUCGUGCGAGACCCACUGGAGGCCAAGCGCGAGGUGUGCGAGUUCAACCCCAACUGCGACGAGCUGGCUGACCACAUCGGCUUCCAGGAGGCGUACCGGCGCUUCUACGGCCCCGUCUAGCCCCCACCUCCCCCCACAGCCGGGCCGCGGCCCUACGGGUGCUGGAU
Phalacrocorax carbo (great cormorant) is the source of this 404-nucleotide messenger RNA. NCBI's taxonomy places the organism in Eukaryota, Metazoa, Chordata, Aves, Suliformes, Phalacrocoracidae. The record is from RefSeq and is a predicted model, not a curated record.